This is a messenger RNA of Drosophila serrata, 1052 nucleotides long. RefSeq lists its product as uncharacterized. The record is from RefSeq and is a predicted model, not a curated record. NCBI's taxonomy places the organism in Eukaryota, Metazoa, Arthropoda, Insecta, Diptera, Drosophilidae.
AUUACUUGUCCCUUGUCAUAGGAAUAGUAAAGAGAAAACAAGAUCAGUGUCGAGCAGAAAAUCAGAAUUAUUUUUUUUAAUUUUCAUCAUCGUAAAGAAGCAAAAAUCCGAAAUGGCUUAUUUUAAUAAUUGUACUGUGUGCUCUAAAAAUAAAAAGAAAACGAGCACCAUCUACGUGUGCACGAAAUGCCUGGAGGACAAGAAAUAUAAAGGGAACAAAAAAAUUGAAAGCCCAAAGGAUAAGAAGAAGCAGAAUGAUGUGAAAAAGAAGUCCAUUGAAGAUAAACAGAAAGCUAAUGCUAAUCCAAAGGAAGAUCAGAAUGCAGAGAACAAUAAGGGAAAGGAGAAGAAGGGGAAGAAGGGAAAGAAGACUAAACCAAAGGAAAAUCCAGCAAAGGAGAAUAAACCAAAGGAGGAUCCAAAAAUGGAGAACAAGCUUAUGGAAAAUCCGCUAAAGGACAGAAACGCAAAGGAGAAUAAGGGAAAGGAGAAUAAACCAAAAGAAGACAAGGCAAAGAAGAAUGCUGAAAAGAAGAAUAAGGGAAAGGAAAAUCUGGAAAAGGAAAAUAUGAUAAUUGAGAAAAAGCAAAAAGAGAUUAAACCAAAGGAAGUUUCUCCAAAGAAGAAUAAGGCUAAUAAGAAUAAGACAAAGGAGAAUAAACCAAAGGAGAUUUUAAAAAAGAAGAAUUAAGCAAAGGAGAACAAGGCAAAGGAUAAUAGGACAACGAAGAAAACCUUACGAGAAUAAACCGAAGUUGAAUAAAACGAAUAAUAAAAAGAGAAUUAUAAGAAAGAGAUAAAACUAAAGAAAAAUCCGGUAAACAAGAAUAAUACGAAGUAAUUAAGACAAAUUAAAUUUCGGAAAAUUAGAAUAAGCCAAACGAAAAUAAAUUAAAGGAAAGUAAGAUGAAGGAGAAUAAAAUAAAGGAAAAUUCAAAUAAGGAGAAUAAUCCUAAGGAGACUGCUGACUCAUGUGGUCCAAACCAAUCUAUCCCGGUGGGAAAAUGUAUUAGCCUUGAAUGAAACAACGAAAAACCCUUCCUAAAUAUUUA